Messenger RNA from Rubroshorea leprosula, 1505 nucleotides. The record is from the annotation of a GenBank genome assembly. Lineage: Eukaryota; Viridiplantae; Streptophyta; Magnoliopsida; Malvales; Dipterocarpaceae.
CUAUGCUCACUUGCUGUGCUUCGUUUUCAUUUUCCUCUUCUUCUUUUUAUUUUUAUUUUUUUAAUGAUUUUUAUGAUGCAUUGAAACAAAUUUUAAACUAUGAUAUUGAUACGUAAUCAUCUUUGGAGUUUUUUCCUUUAAUUGUUUAUUUUUUUGUUGCUGCAGAUGUCUGUGUUAGUUUGAUAGCAAAAGGGUAUUACAGAAAUGUCUUGCUUUUUGCCUGGAAAUCCAAAUUGUGCCAUUUUAUGCACGGAGAAGACCAUUUCCUUUGUGGGAACUUCGGGUGUCCCAUUUUUACAUCUGGGUUCUAUACCUAAUGGGACAAGCAUUUCUCAGAGAUCAUAUAACAAGGAAGCUUCACUAUUUCAUGGAUUAAAAAACAGUAGGUCAAGGAAAAUAAUGUUCAGUACCCCCAGAUGUAGCAGUUCCUCAAACUCCAAUAAUAGUACAGAUGAAUCCUCCAAUGAAACUAAGGUAUGUUUAAGAUACUCUCAUAACUGAUAAUAAGCUGCUAUGCCAGGUUAUCAGAAAAAUAAAAUUUGAGACAUAUCUAGAUUGGAAACAUAUCCUUUCCUCACAAUGUGAAUUUUUGGAGUCUUCACAAUCUUUCUAUCAGUGAGGCUUGAUAGAUUUCUGUGGCUCAUGGUUCAGCUUUGCUGAUGAUCCUCGCCUUCUAUAAAUUGUAAUAGAAACAAGCAUGGGACUUCUUUCCUUCUUUUGGAUUCUAGAGAGGGAGAGAGAGUCACUAGCUUCUUUCUGAUGCUGGUAUGGCUCUCUAAAUUGCAAUAGUCAGACUUGGAGCUUUAAUAAAUUAAAAACUUAGAGGAUUACAAAAGUUUCACUGGGAAUGCUGCUAAUUUGCAUUGGCUCCAUAGAACUCAUGAAGUCUGGAUACAAUCAUUCAAGGGGGUUAAAGACACCUUUUGGAUACACAAGAAAGGAUGUUUUAUUGAUUGGUGUCGGAGUCACUGUUCUCGGUGUUGGCUUGAAAAGUGGAUUGGAGUUUGCUGGAGUUGAUCCUCUACAAGCUGGAAACGUAGUUCAGUUGGUACUAGUUUUAGGCCUCACAGUUGGAUGGAUCUCAACAUAUAUAUUUAGGGUCUCAAACAAGGAAAUGACUUAUGCUCAACAACUACGCGACUAUGAAAACAAAGUCAUGCAGAAAAGGUUGGAAGGUUUAACAGAAGCUGAACUAGAGGCAUUGCUUGAACAAGUUGAAGAAGAAAAAAGAGGCCUUGGUAGUGGUGGCGAGCAAGUUAACUAAAGCCCUGGUAGGGGGCUGGUAUUUUGUAUUUUUAUUGAAUUUUGAUAGAAAUCAAGGCGCAAUGCAAGGCCCUGUGAAAAUAGGCAGUACACAAAAGAUACUCUAAAAUUAAGCCACAGUUUGUUAUUAUUUAUAGCUGUAUGUAAUAGUCCAGAAGAAAAGGCAUGUGAAUAUGAUUUUUAAGCAUUUUAGUUUCACUCAUCAUCCAAAUGCAAAGCCAUAACAAAGAUGAGAGGUCAUU